This is a messenger RNA of Schistosoma margrebowiei, 4328 nucleotides long. NCBI's taxonomy places the organism in Eukaryota, Metazoa, Platyhelminthes, Trematoda, Strigeidida, Schistosomatidae. The record is from the annotation of a GenBank genome assembly.
AUGUCCAUUCCUGUGAAUCACUUAGGAGCGACUAAUAUUGUGUUGGCUACUGAUAAUCCACGACAAUCUUCCACUUGUUUGGAAUCAGUUUCUGUUCAUGAUAAAACUGAAGUGCAUGUUGGAAGUCUUGGUUUAGGAACAGCCUUAGCCGUUGCUUAUGAUCUAUGCAGUGAUAAUGGGAUUGUGAAUCAGUUCAAUACCAACGCUAAUUUAUGUGCCUCAAAUCCUCAACUUGCAAAUUUCCUUUCAUUAUCUGCAAUCAAAUCACCAAAUUCACAAUUUUCAACUCAUUGUCGUAGUACAUCUCUAUCUGACCAACAUACAUAUAAUAUUUAUUCUAAUUACUUUACAAAUAAUUCAUUAUGGACAUUACAACAUACUGAUAGUUACCUAACUCCUAUCUCAUCUGCAUCUACAAUAUUUGAUAGUUCUAAUUCAAUAAAAUCACUCGCAAAUGAUAAUGAUCAUUCCAAAUCUAUUUCUUCCACUUGCGAUUUCUCAAAUAAAAGUAACUAUUUUCCUCAUGUCACUCUUAAUAGUAGUGUAUGCCAACCAAAUGAUGUAGUUUGUUCAAUUGGAAGCAUGAUUGAUGGUCAUUACAAUAAUAAUCACAACAAUAUUGAUACCAGUCCACAUGUUUCUAAUUUACCUACUGCAUCGAGUGGACAGAUUAAUACAAAUAAUUCAGAUAAUGAGUGUAUAGGUAUUAAUCAAGGAAUUACAUCAAAUAAUUACGACAAUAAUAAUAUUGUUUUGAAGGAAACGACAGAUACAAAUCAUGUUACUUCAUCGUCUGCUAGUUCUAUUGAUGACAGUUUAUAUCAGUUAUCUGAGGAAGAAAUGAAAGAAAUAGAUACAUCACUUACAACAAAUGCCGAUCUCAUGGCUAGUCGUCAAUGGAAGUAUUAUAUUGAGACAAAUGAAUGGACACGUGCUACAUGUGCAUUGAUGGCAUGUUUAUUUACUAGAGAUCAAAUGGCUAAUUCAACUGUUUUAGGUCGUGGUGGUUCACAACGUGCCCGUCUUCCAAGCAAUCUAGUUGCUUAUGUUGUCACUACAAUCCGUCGACGAUUCAAUAAACCAGCCGCAGCUGUACGUGCUCGUAUGGCACAGAAAUGUAAAGAUGAACGACGUUUCGGUCGUAUACCUAAUUCCAAUGGAAAUUCAUGUAUAGAUGGAAAUUCUGAUUGUAAUAAUACACCAUCACCAGUUGCUGCUAUUUCAUCUAGUCGAUCAGGUACAAGAAAAACUCGUAAACGACCAGCUAAUUCAACAUCAACAUCAUCAUGUUCAUCUCAUUCAUUAAAUGGUGUAAAACAACCAUGUACACCCAAUUAUAAUAUUUAUCAAAUGAAUAUUACAAAUGAUGAUUGUUGUUCAUCAACAACAGAUUCUAAUCAACUUCCACCGAUAAAUUUAUCACCUAAUGGUAUGAGCUUAAGCGGUAUCGGUGAUGAUGUCAAUGGAGAAUAUGAUUGUAUGCUACAAACAUCUUUGGAUGAUUCAUUUACAUUAUUAGAUCAAUCUGAUGUUGUGAACUAUCCUCAAAUUUAUCCGCUUGUUAAUCAUAUCACAACAAUCCCAUCAUUGUCAUCAUCAUCAUCACCAAUAAUUACAAUGACUAAUGGAGUAAAUAGUAUCAAUGGUUCAUGUAAUCUAUCUAAUGCAUCGUGUAUAUCAAUAUUUUCCAAUAAUCCAUAGGCACACAUUUUGUGGUUACUAUGUAAAUGGAUUUCUUUUUUUUUUUAAAUUAUAAUACUUGAUUCAAUUUGUCUACUUGUCUUUAUGUAUGUGAAUGUGAGAAAAUAAACAAAUCAUCAUCACCAACAACAACAACUAACAGCUACUCCCUACGUACAAUUAGUUACCGGGUAAUAUUAUUCUUUCAAUUUCUUCAUCUCUAAUUUGGUUGUGCUGUUGUAUUAUUAGCCUUCCAUUUUCAUUUUAUUUAUUUCCUUAUAUUUUUCUAAAUGUAUUUUUAUUAAAUCAUAAGUAAAUAGGUGAUGUUUUUUAUACAGAUAUCAGAGAGAUAGAGAGAAGAAGGUAAAGGAGGUAUAAGUAGGAACAGUAGAGUAGAGAUACCGUGAAGAUUAAUUCCGAAAUCAAUGCCUACAAUAACAAUAGUUAUGGUUGUUAUUGUUGUUGUUGUCUGAAUAUUUAUUAUAAAAUCUACAAUAUAUUUUUGAUAUUUUCUAUCAAUUAUUCAAUCGAAUUAUUUCAUUUAGAUAUUUAGAAUAUAUUAGAUGAAUAUGUAAUUCACACUAUUGUGCCUAAUUCUCACUUUUAUUCAUUCUUUCUCUCUAUGUGCGUGUGUGCGUGCGCACGUGCACAUGUGUGUGUGGGUAUAACUUUUCUUUUUUUGUAUAAAUCAUAUUUGAAUUAUUAUUAUUAUUAGUAGUAGUAGUAGUCGUAUUCAUUAUGUAAUGUAUUAAUAUGGAUUCAUUAAGUAAUAAAAAGGUGGUUACUAAUGAUCAAAAUGAUCCGGUCAUUGUUUAUUUUGAUAUUUAAAACAAAAAAAACAAAAAGAAAAAUGAUAAAUUUCAUUUUACGGUCUUCCUUUCAAUUUUUUUCUUUUUGUUUUAUUCAUUAUAUUUUGACAUACUUUCUAAAUAAAACAUUUUUACUUUGUUUCAAUAUUAAGCAACUAGUUAUUGGUCAUAUAUGUUGUUCUUUUUUUCGGUGUUGAUGUUGUUAUUGGUUGGUUGGUGGUGGUGGUGAUGAUGAUGUUAUUGUUCUGUUCUCUUUUUUUAUUCAACAUCAUCAAAGUUCAUUCCUUUUUUCGGUGAUCUUGUUAAUAAUAAUAAAGCUCAAAAGUAAAAUAGGACAAUAUAACUGUUUACUUUAAUUAAAUAGUAUGAAUACUGAUUAUUAUUGAUCAUUACAGGAUGUUUUUUUUUCGGGCCUUUUCUUUGUCAUUUAUAUAUAAGUUAAUGGUUUGUUUGUUUCUUUGCAUGUCUAUCAAAUAUACAAUUGAAUGAAUGUAUGAAUUUAUUCAGAUAUUCAAUUACAUAACCAUCAUUAUUUUAAACAAAGUGUAUCAUUAUGAUGUACACAAAUGUAUAUGCAAUAGGUGUGAUAUAUACACUUUCUUAAUCCUCCUAUUAUUGAAUCUAUCCACCAUUCACUUCUAUCUUUAAUUUUAAUCAUGAUGAUGAAUAUUUCUUGUUAGUGUUUUAUUUUACCGAGUUAGUUUUCUACAGGAUAAGAUCACUAACCCCAUGCCCAACUCUCCUCUUUUAUCCAGGCUUGGGACUGUUAGUAACUAUAGAAAAGCUAUAGGUGGACUUCAUUAUAAAUAUCCUAUCUAUUUAUUACAUAACAUAAUUAUCUCAAUUAUUGUUAUAACAAUAUUAACAUUCCUACUUUUAAUGAAUUCAACAAUAACAAAAAGAAAUUGUCUAACUUCUUCUUCUGUAUUUUUGAUCUCUCAAUGUUUUUUUCUUAUUGUUUUUAAUUGGGUUUUAUUUCAUUAUUAUGAUUGUUAUUUUCGGUUAAACGGAUGUCACUGGAUCAUCUUAUGUUGUUUAUUCAUAUUAAACAAAUUGCUUAUUAUUAUUCUUGUAAAUUUAUCUACUAAAGUAUUAUGCAUUCCCUUGAACCCCACCCCGCCCCCAAUUUAAUUCUUCAUUGAUAAAAUUGCAUCGUCGCUAUGCGUGUAUCAUCUCCUCUAUGAGUUUCUUUGAUUAUGUAACAUUGAAUCCGGUGCACCUUCUAUAAAAUAUCAAAUACAAUUGCUUUAUUUAAACAAAUACUGCAAUUAUUAUUAUUAUUUGUAAUUUGUGUUUUAUUCAAUUACUGUCUCUUUUUUUCUUCUCUUCAUUAAAUCUUUUCAUUUGAUUUAUUGAUAUAAUUUGAUCGUUCUUUUUUUCUCAAUUUAAUUUAUUAUUGUAUACAUUAUAUUGUAUUUCAUUCAAUAGUUGCCUUCAAUUUAUAAUCAAUUACCUAAUUCCCCUUAUCCUCGGACUAUACUCCUCCACGAGGAGUAACAGGCGUAAGUAAAGUAAGUAAGUCCUCUUAUCCUACAUAUAUAUAUGCAUACAAUGUGUAUUUGUUUAAUUUUUAUGUAAUUGAAUGUGAAUUGAUGAAAGUUAUUCAUUACACAUACACACGCACGCAAACAAAACAAUUACAUCCCAAUUGAUAAAACUAAACAUUCUUGUAUUUCACUGUUGUUGUUGCUGUGGUUGUUUUUUUUAUUAUUAUUAAUUUAUACAUAAAUAUUGGUCUACAUCCCUUUUUUCAUGGAUUAUCAAAGAACAAAUAUGCGCGUCUCUUAAACAAAUUUGUUUAUUAUUAAUUACAAUAAUAAUAAUGAAAUUUUAUUUUGU